Branchiostoma floridae (Florida lancelet) is the source of this 5374-nucleotide messenger RNA. RefSeq lists its product as uncharacterized. NCBI's taxonomy places the organism in Eukaryota, Metazoa, Chordata, Leptocardii, Amphioxiformes, Branchiostomatidae. Gene Ontology annotation, molecular function: ADP binding; protein binding. The record is from RefSeq and is a predicted model, not a curated record. Gene Ontology annotation, biological process: regulation of apoptotic process. The coding region runs from base 348 to 3224 and encodes 958 amino acids. The transcript is spliced from 6 exons.
CCUGAGAAACACAUUCUGAUCUCGUAAUUACCUUCUUCUGAAAUCUUUUGAAAUUUAUAUAUUUUGUGCCUUUAUUAUGCAUUUAGUUAGUCUGGAAUAGAAUAUACAAGGGCAGGUAUUUUCAAUCUAAAGUAGACAGCCCCUCCCCCUAGCCCUAAACUUUACCUUCACUUUCUUAUCCAGGUGAUGAGGCUCAAGUUCAAGUCACAGAAUGAGCUCUGCUAAGAAGACUUGGAUAAUUUCAGAUUUGUAUAAACUAGUGCGACUAGUUAAAUAUCCUUCAGUAAACUAGCCACAUUUUUCGUUAAGUCCUAGAAACUCCCCCCACCUUACAAUAAGAAACAAAGAUGGCAGAAGUUUCUCCUUGGCGUGUCUUCAUGACCAACCUGUGUCAAGAAAUGACAAAAGAUGAUUUAGAGUCAGCCCUUAUACUGGUAAAGGACAUGAUAGGGGAUCACACCUAUGAAUGCAUCUCAAGGACAAAGUCGGCAAAAGAAUUCUUAGAUGCCCUUGAGAAGAUCGAUCUGAUAGGAGAGGACAAGAUUGACUCUCUUCGAACACUCUUGGAGUUGAUACCAAUGAAAGAUUUCAUAGACAACUUGGAAGCUUACAGAGAAGAGUGGGAAGAAAGAAGGGCAGCAUCGGGGAUCUAUGGACGAGAUCCCAGUUUUGUCGGACGUGUGACAGAGAUAGCAAGGCUGGUCAAAGAGCUUGGGAAGACCAGUCGUAACGUACAGCUAGUCUGCCUGACAGGCAUCGCAGGGAUGGGGAAGACGGGCCUGGCUAGGGAAGCCUGUUACAGGCUACAGAGGAGGGUGUUCUUCAUUAACCUGAGGGAUAAGGGGAACAUGCAGGAUGUGUUUAUGACAGUAGCCGCUGCGCUGGAACUGCGUCCGGACCUCCAGGAGGGGAACUUGAACGACUGGAUUAUGGUGCUGAAGGACUGGAUACUAGCAUGUGAGGAAGAUGUGACCAUAUUUCUGGACAAUGUUGAUGACCUCCUAGAGCCUGGGUCAUCUCGCAUGCCAAACAUCAACCGACAAAACUUCCUCAACUUUCUCAGUGAAGUUCUCAAGAUCAAGAACAAGCACGUCAAGAUCCUCCUGACGUCUCGCUACAAACUCAAGAUGGAGGAAUACAACGGUGAUGUUGUAGAGAUCACGUUAACGAGGCUGGACACUGAGGACGGGGUGAGGUUACUGAAGAAGUGUGCAGGGCUUGUUGGUGAAGGCAUGGAUGAUGAGGAGUGUAACAACAUUGUGGAGGGAUGCGGCCAUUCUCCACUUGCAAUCCGUGUGAUCGCGAGACAUCUGAAGGACGGUCGCAUCAGCCCCGCGGAGGCUCUAAGCCAGCUGGUCACUAAGGGAAGGAAAACGCAGCAAGCCCUGCGACCCUCGGCGGUGAGCGAAGAAGAAAACAUCUUUGACUGCUUGAGGAUAACCUUUGAUGCCUUACCCGACAAACUUAAGAACAUCCUGGUUAGUUUGUCUGUCUUUCAAGGAUCCUUCACGUGCGACACAGCGAACGAAAUCCUCGGAUCUUCCUCGAGACUCAACACCGAGCUUGACCUUGAGUUUGUUCAAGACAGGAACCUUCUUGAGUACGACUACAUUAACGACCGAUAUGACCUUCACACGCUGGUACGGGUCUUUCUGUCCAAAGGUCAUAAAGGGUCAGAGACAUUGACAAAGGCACGCACAGAAGCAGAGAAGCGGUUCUUACAGUACUACAGUGUGCUCGCCCAAAAUCUGUCCAAGGAGAGCACCUCUAAGUUCUUUGCAGCAUUUAGUCGAUUUGAAGAAGAGAGAGCAAACUUCCACUACUACAUAGAACUCUCAGCCACCAAAGGGGAAGUUGUUGACUUUGAGUCCAAGUCAGCGAUCGACAUGUGGAGUAAAGUCUACUUAUUCUUCCACACAUUCCUCAGUAUUGAUGAGCGAGAACGAUACUUCGAAGGAAGGGCCAAGGCUGCGGAAAAGGAGGGAAACACCCUGAACCAUGCCUUCAUGAAAUGUUGGCAAGCCGAGCAGCUACUAGAAAGAGGCUUACUUGAUGAUGCACUGAAGAUUGUGGGGAAGCUUAUGAAGACGCUGAGAGAAAUGGAGAAGACGAACAAUUCUGAUGGUCUUCAGCUGACCCUGGCAAGGUGCUACUACAUCAAAGGAAGAGUCCUGGAGUAUAGGAAACAACACAAGGACAGUCUAAAGCUUCUAGAAGAUGCCUUGGCUAUAGAGAAGCAGGUCCUGAAGAAUCACACCCUUACAGCAAGAACGCUGAACAUGCUUGGACAUGUCUACUUUAACAUUGAGCAUGAAGAGAGAGCAAAGGUGUAUCAUGAGGAGGCCUACAACAUGCUGAAGAAACUUGUGCGCUCGGAGAAUCAUCCUGAUUUUCCAAACUACCUGACAAACAUUGGGGCGUGCUACCAUCGCCUAGGCAACAAACAUCCCAGUGAAAGUCCCGAGAGCACGGAGAAUUACGAAAGAGCGCUGGAUUACUACGACAAGUCGUACCGCCUACAGGUACGACUGAAGAUGGAGGGGCAUCAGGGCACGGCGACAGUCUUCAAGAACAAAGCCACGACACUUGUGGAGAUGGAGCGGUUUGAAGACGCCAGGCCGCUUGCCGAGAAGGCCCUGAAGAUUCGCAGAAGGAGACACAUCAGAGGCAUGCCUGACCUGGCCCGAGCUCUCUACUUUCUUGGCUCCAUUCACCUGGACCUGGGAAAACAAGCUGCAGAUAGACAGGAUAGAGAUGCUGCCAGAGAACAGUACGAGCUGUGUAAGCGGUACUUUGAUGAGGCAUUAGAUGAGGAGCUGGACCUGGGUGUGAGUCGGCAGAGUGUGGAUUUCCACAGACUACAGAGGGACACGAAGCAAGUACUGAAGAAGCUACACAAGGGGUCAAAGGUGGAACAGAAAUAUGAGCAGAAGUUCCUGAGAGCAGAGACAGGAGGGAGGUACAGGAGAGGUGAGAGUGAUGAGGACUCAUCCUCUGGUAGCAGUGAGCAGAAGAGAUCAGGUGAUGAGGAGGACUCAAGCUCAUCAGAAGGAUCGCCACCUCCUUCUCCAUCCAAGAGGGCAAGGCUAGCAGAGACACCUAGUGGAAAAAAACCUGAACUGCAAGCCGGGGAGCCACCAUCACAACAGGAGGAACCAACACCUGGGUCAUCAGGCGAGGCACAGCCAGAGGAAGGGCAGAAGUCCAGGUGUCAGUUACAGUAGUCUGGUCAAGUCCAGGUGUCAGUUACAGUAGCCUGGUCAACUCAAGCAGUCAGCUACAGUAGCCUGUAAACCAGGCCAUGGUCUAACACUUAUUAGCUGUUACAUGUAUUACACAGUGAAUGCCAAUGUUGACCAAUAAUGUGGACCUUUAAAUGCAUGUAGGAAACUAGAGAAAUAAUGCUAGUUAAUUAGUUUUUUUAGCCUUCUGCAGAGUGCAGUGGAAAGUUGAUUAGAUACGCUUUGAAUUGUGCCCAUUUGUUAUACCAAUGAGAUUUAAACCCCCUUGGUUAUGGUAGUAAAUUAUAGCGAUAAAUUGUGAAAUAGGUUCAUGAUAUCUUUGAAAUGUGUGGAAAAUGAAAAAGAGAGAUUUUAUUCAGAAUGUGAAACAAUAGGGCUUCAUUUGAAAACUUACACUGAGAUCUUACCUGUAGAUUAGAUUAAUGUCUUUAUGUUAAUGCUUGUACAUUCCUUUUUAAGGAGACUAAAUGCUGUAUAAAGGGAUAUGAUUUCUUAACGGUUGUCAAAGUCUAUGUCCCUUUUACCAAAGCCUAACUAUGCACCUUAUUGUCAGAUGUUAUUAGGUAUGAAUAUAAAUUAUGAAGAGCACCAAGUGCAGCCUGUUAUAUGUAUGUAUGUGCCUGUAUGAAUUCUUAACAUUUUAAAAGAAAUAUAUCAAAACUUUGUGAUUUUAAAUCAUCUACAAUAAUGCAAACUGAGAUUAGAAAUAUUUUAUUGGAAAUGACAAAUGAAUUUUACUAUAUAUGAUAAUUAAUUUUAGCAGUGUGAACAGUUUUCAAUCAUUCUAUACCCUUUGGUUUUCUCUGAUAAGUGUAUAAGAUAGGGCAUAUACAUUAGUAUGUAUUUUGAAUCCAUUGUCAACACACUUUCUCUAUUGUAUAGCCCCCAGUUUUAUCAGGUUGGCAUUGUUCUGUUAUUAGAAAUAUUUCACUUGAAUGUAAUGGUUUAUCAUUAUCAUAUUACUCACAUCACUAUUAUGUUAAAAUUUCAGACAAGCUCUCUAUAUUUGGUAUCUUACCAUUUUUGUCAACAUCAUGUCAUCUUUCUAUUCCUUUGAUUUGCAUACAAAAUGCAUGAACGCUCAGUGCACUCUGAAUUAGUGACUCGUCUAUGAAUUAGUGACUACUAUUUUAGAAGUAGUCAAAUGUAUUCUGCUAUGCAUGUUCUAAUGUGAUACAAAUAUACCAUUGUACAUGUAUCAUAAUUCCUAGGCUAUGUCAUGUUAGAAUGAUGGUCACAUUUGAUAUUAAUUUCAUUUUCUAGGUAUAACCAAAUGAUGGAUGUAAAAUGGUUUGAUUCAUAUUUAAACCAUGCUGAUUUGAUUGUAUGGGUGACAUCCUCUGUGAACCCCAAAACAAGCGAGCAAAGAAAAAAAGUUUGGCCAAAAAAUUUGCCUUCAUAUGAGAUCUAAGUGGUCAGGGAUCUUGGAGAAAUGACUAAACACAGUGUGGUAACGCUAGUUUACCUUUAUUCAAAGGGUAACCUAUAUCCGUUGUACCUAAAAACAGGGUAUCUAGGGAUAUAACGUUGAUGAACGAUGUUUUAAAUUUCAUUUGUUUCAAUAUAAUGCAGUUUGAGACCACCGUCUGUGGAUUUGAUAUUCCAAAAUACCCUGGUGCUAAAUACAACGAAUAAAGGUUGCCCGGCGAAUAAAGGUGAACUAGCGUUUUACCGAAUGAUAAAUUCUUCAUUUGUACUUUGAUUUUGAAAUUGACGUUGACAUUGUAUAACAUUAGUAUUAUCCUUUUCUCUAUAUAUUUUUGAAAUACCUGCAGCUGAUUUCUAUAUUACGGUUGGAUUUUUGGGAAAUGAAAAAAAAAAUUGCUGUGUGUGGAUGUUAUCCAUAUACUUGAAUGAACAUGGUGAGUGACUAAUGAUACGAAUGUAAAGACAUUCCUUGAUUGUAUUUUGUAUUGAGUGCAGUGAGUGUGUGUUUGUUUAGCCAAUAUUCGGCAUAUUAUCUUGACAUCCAAGCAAAGUUCAAGUUUGAAUUACAGUCUAGUGGUUUUCUCUAACAGUGUUCGUUAUGCUCUACUUUGGUGUACGGACAAAUGUGAGAAUAGCUUUCGAACAAUGUCUGACAUCUUAUUGCAUUAUGAUUUUGUACAAUGAAACAAAAAGAUUGAAUUGUC